This is a messenger RNA of Erpetoichthys calabaricus (reedfish), 3515 nucleotides long. RefSeq names its product Rho related BTB domain containing 3 (gene rhobtb3). Gene Ontology annotation, molecular function: ubiquitin protein ligase binding. Gene Ontology annotation, cellular component: cytoplasm. The record is from RefSeq and is a predicted model, not a curated record. The transcript is spliced from 12 exons. The coding region runs from base 230 to 2059 and encodes 609 amino acids. Gene Ontology annotation, biological process: regulation of proteolysis; proteasome-mediated ubiquitin-dependent protein catabolic process. Lineage: Eukaryota; Metazoa; Chordata; Cladistia; Polypteriformes; Polypteridae.
AGCCGCGGGUUGACGAUUAACUGGCCGCGCACACUCCGCUGGGCUGCUCUGGCGCUCAUGAGUGCAGCGGAGCUCCCUUUGCUGAGAGUUGAGGGCCGGGGGUACUCAGCGCGUCGCUUUGUCUCCGUCGCCGCUGGGAGGGUCGUAGCAUUGCCUGGGUGCACUGGGUCUUCUGCAGCCCAGUUCCAAAAGGCGCUUGAAGCUGUGCAGCGAGGCGAGGGUGACGAACAUGACUGUUCUCAUACUUGCACUUGGCAAUGAGAAAGAUGAAACAACACAGGAUAUUCAUGAUCAACCAGGGCUUAUCUGGGCAUAUUUGGAUUGGAGUUCUUCAUUUCUACAACUUCAGCAAGGAGUUAUCAAUGAAUUCUGCACUUUCACUUUGUAUGAGGCUUGUGUUUUUGGAAAGCUUUUUGUAACAAUAUAUGAUUGUCCUUUCUGGGAACUGUUUGAAGGUAGAAGCUGGUAUUCCUCUCGCAAUCCAAUUGCACAAGCAGACAUUAUUGUUAUUAAGUAUUCAGUCAACAACAAACCUGCCUUUCAAGAAGUAAAACACAGCUUCAUUCCAAUGAUUAAAAAGUUUAUAAAACAAUGGACUGUUCCAAUUAUUGUUGCUGCAGUGGGUGCUAGAGCAAAUGGUGACGGGCCUUCUUGUACUUGUCCCCUUUGUGCCUCUGACAAGGGAAACUGUAUUCCUUCUUCUGAGGGUCUCCAGAUUGCAAGGGAAUUGGGAGCCACUUAUCUGGAGCUGCACAGCCUCAAUGACUUCAAUGCAGGGAAAUACUUUGGAGGAGUGCUGGAGUAUUUCAUUAUGCAGUGUUCAAAACAGAAAUCUUCAGAAAGUUUAAAAAGGAAAAAAGCCUGCAAAUCCAAAGGACUGAAGCCUCCUCAGCUAGGACAGCCUGUUAAACUGCCAGUUGUGAAGAUACAAAAUUCCAGUUACACUUCUGAGCUUCUUGGGCUGCUGGGAAGCCCUCAAUUUGCAGAUGUGUCUUUCUGUGCAGAGGGCACUAGUGUGGAGCUGGUGCAUGCACAUCGUGUAGUCUUGUGUUCCAGCAGUCGGAUUUUAAAUGCAUUGCUCAGUGUACAAGGUGUUCCUCAUGUCAAGAGCUCUUCACUACAGGCUGCUCAGAGACUGUUGUUAGUAAAGGAGAACACUUUAGAAUCUCUUGACACCUCCACCAACAUCAAAAACAGACAUGUCCACAGUCCUCCUAUGCAGAUUCAUAUCUUGGAUCCUCUUUUAUCCAGAUGCUUGCCUGAAACACUGCAGUUUAUUUACUCAGGUAACACCAAGUGGCACAUGUUUCAGAAUGCUGUCAGGGAAAAACUAGUAGACGCAAAAGAUGUGAAAGACCUUUUGGAGAAAGUUUGCCUUCUCCUUGGCAUUGAGCAGCAACAAAAAACUGAACAAACAGCAAUAAUGAGAGCAACUAAUUCCACUUCCUGGCUGGGAUACUUCUUCAAUUCCCCUGUGUUCCAUGACGUUGUUUUUAAGGUCCAAGGUGUCUCAAUUCCAGCUCACCGUGCUGUUUUGUCAGCUCGUUGUAAAGUCAUGGCUGCAAUGUUCAGUGGUCACUAUGCAGAAGCAAGUAGUUGCGAGGUGUCCAUAAACGCCGUCUCCACAGACACGUUCCUGUCCUUUUUGGAGUAUCUCUAUACUGACAUCUGCUGUCCAGCUAGUGUUUUGCAAGCCAUGGCUCUGCUAAUCUGUGCAGAAAUGUAUCAAGUGUCAAGACUGCAGCAGAUCUGUGAAGUGUACAUCACCACAUGUCUGCAGAGUAUGCCAAGCAGGGAGCUGGCAUCCACCAGCCUUAGCAUCAUCAACCUUCUCAAGAAGGCUCAGUUUCACAAUGCUGAACAGCUGUCUAGCUGGCUCCUUCACUUCAUCUCGAGCAACUAUCUCAUCUUCAGCCAGAAAGCGGACUUCUUAGAUCUGACUGAGGAAGACCAAGAUUUCAUCGAGAAGCACAGGUGGCCUUCAAGGGUAUACAUGCAGGACCUUGCAAAAUUUAGGCAGCAAUUCUGUGUCCAAAAAUCGUGCUGUGCUGUCAUGUGACAAGGCUGCUUCCCUGCAAAAUAAGCACAACAUGGUUUUAGUCAUGCAAAAGUAUGUCAUCUGCAAAGACAGUACUUACAAUACCAUAAAUAAGCAGUUUUGGAAUACUCCAUCAUGACAACACUUAAGGAUAUGACGUCAGCCGCCUCCCAAGUUAACACUGAAAGCUGUGCAUGCUGACCACUAUAUUUAUUAUUACUACAUUUUUAAAUUAACAUCUAUUUUUAUAAGUUGAAAUCCAGGUGUGCUUUUAAUCCCCUACCACAGUAAAAACAAGACAGCACUCCCUUUUAGAAGAUUCAGCGUAGACUUGAGUUUUAUUCCAGGGAAGUGAGCACAAAUGUAUGGAGUGUUUUGAAGAUCUAGUCAGGUCUAAUCCUGUCCGUGGCAAUCUCUAGAAAUCAAAUGCCUGGAAAUGUUGUGGGUUAGUUUAACUUGGGCCAGUGUUAACUCCUAAAAAUGUGAAUAACUAAGGCAACGUAAGACAUUACAGGUGCUUGUCAAGAGCUAUACAGUAUACAGUAUUUAAAAAUCUCAGCCUUUGCACAGAACAAUACAACUCAGCCCUUUUGAGAGGUGUAGAGGAGCAAAGCAAAAGUGAUGCUGCCACCUCCCAGAACCCCCCUGUUAUUUGGUCCUUAAGCGGCUAAUGCAGGUACAGGGUAUGGUUUGAGCCAAUCAGAGCUCUCGAAGGAACGUCUUUUCUGUCAAACUGCAAGUGAACCAGUGUUGCCAAGGCCGUGAGGUAUUAACGUUUUGCUUUUAAAUCUUCUAAUGCCAAUAGCUGCUGAAAGGAAAUGGAAAUGUUAUAUAUCAACAGCUCUAGCUCUCAUGUUAUCUCACUGUUACUACUCAGGUGCUUUCAGGGUCCUUCGUCCUUAACAUUUGGAUUUUUAAAAACUGUCCUAUACCCACGAACACCACUAGUUUCUCUCAGAUAUCUCUCCAGUUAUUUGUUAGGUGUCAUCCUACUUUUUAGGACAAAUUACAUUAUAUUUGUUUUUUCUUCCCUGUUUUAUUUACCUCUUUGCCAUUUUAUAUUCCUUGUGUAUUUACCAAGAAGCCACAACAAUGACAGUUUAGAUCAGAUCCUGGACGGCUGUAGUGGCUGCAGGUUACGUAAUGAUACUUCCAUUAUUGCUGUUGAUACCCGUAUUGCUCAAGCACCAUUUUUUGGCUUCAUUUUAGCUGCCUUGCUUGUUAUGAUUCCCCCAACCUUAAUUGCUUAUUUUAGUCUUAAACGGCUGCUUGUAAUGGCUUCUUAUUCGCAACAAGAGGCAAAUGACAAAGGAAGCAGCCGUUCUUCAUCUGACUUCUUUCCAUUUCCACCUGUGUGUUUUCAUCGUAUCUGACUUAAUAAAAUGUUGGUGAGAAACUGAGAAGAAAAAAGUGAAGGACUGAGAAAUACUAAUCAGAAUCGGGCUGUAAAUCACUCAAAUGAUAUCACUGGGAAGAA